This is a messenger RNA of Pygoscelis adeliae (Adelie penguin), 5864 nucleotides long. It is a transcript of the gene PPP1R9A, whose product is annotated as protein phosphatase 1, regulatory subunit 9A. Gene Ontology annotation, biological process: actin filament organization; calcium-mediated signaling; neuron projection development. The record is from RefSeq and is a predicted model, not a curated record. The transcript has 18 exons. Gene Ontology annotation, molecular function: actin filament binding. Gene Ontology annotation, cellular component: cytoplasm; postsynaptic density; dendrite. NCBI's taxonomy places the organism in Eukaryota, Metazoa, Chordata, Aves, Sphenisciformes, Spheniscidae. Bases 197 to 4207 code for a protein of 1336 amino acids.
GUCCUCGGUUGUGUUGCUUUGUCAGAAUUGACCGCAUGUGUUUAGAUAUUUGCCUCCAGAUCUUCUGUCGAGCAUGGCCCUGCUGAAGGGCAGUGCCCCCUGAGAAAAACACUCCAGCAGAAUCUCAGCUGUGACAGACUACUGAGAGCGGUACCGCAGAAACUAUGUAAGCUGGUUUUGCCCUCCUGGAGUAAACAUGAUGAAAACAGAGUCUUCAGGAGAAAGGUCAACCCUCCGAAGUGCCUCUCCUCACAGGAAUGCUUACAGAACUGAGUUCCAGGCGCUGAAAAGCACCUUUGACAAACCGAAAUCGGAUGGAGACCAAAAAACGAAAGAGGAAGGAGAGGCCUCGCAGAGCAGGGGAAGGAAAUAUGGCUCAAAUGUCAAUAGAAUUAAGAACUUAUUUAUGCAAAUGGGCAUGGAGCCCAGUGAAAGUGCUGGAGUUACCCCUAAAACCAGGGGGAAGGGUGGCCCUCCGUCACCUCAAAGACGAAUCAGGCCCAAAGAAUUUGUAGAAAAAGCAGAUGGUUCAAUUGUAAAAUUGGAAUCAUCCGUCUCAGAAAGGAUCAGCAGAUUUGAUACUAUCCAUGAUGGUCCUUCCUAUUCCAAGUUUACUGAAACUCGGAAGAUGUUUGAGCGAAAUGCUCAUGAAACAGGACAUUCCAAUCGCUAUUCCCCAAAGAAAGAGAAAGUCGUUUCCAAUGAGCUUCCGGAUGAAUGGUGCAGCUCUAAGUCUCACAGAGGCAGCACUGAUUCACUGGACAGUCUUAGCCCAAGGACAGAGACCGUCUCUCCAACUGUGAGUCAGCUCAGCGCAGUUUUUGAGAACACUGACUCACACAACGUAAUCAUUGUAGAAAAGUCAGAGAACAAUGAAGAGUACUCUGUAACUGGUCACUAUCCGCUAAACCUCUCCUCGACUGUCGCAAAUAUCUCCUCCCCAGUUGCAAACCUUGAGGGUUUCAGUCCUCUGAAAGAUACCAGCACGUGGUCUCCGCCAGCCAAACAGAGUACAGGCUUGAUGUCCGCUGAGAACUCUCAGCAGAAUAGCACGCCUUCAGCACUGAGACAGAAGACAUCCACAGGCACUUUGGCAGGUUCAAAAACAACUGAAGAAAUAAAGAAGAGUACAGAGGCAAGUGCUGAUUCUGUUGAGAGCUCUGCAGUGAGUCAACAGGAUUUGGUCAACGUGCUUGACAGUGAAAGAUCUGUGGACAGCUGUGGUAGGAGUAAGUCAAAAACAGAGACAGAAGUUUUGUUGCAACAAAAGGAAUGGUCAGAGCAUGCAGAGGGUGUCUUUGAUAGACCCGAAGCUGCAGAAGUACCAAGAAACGUAGCUUCAGGUGGUGAUUUUGCCACAGAUGCUGUUUCAGAUGCUACUGAGUCCCAUUAUGAUGAGGCAAGUGAAAAAGAAGUGCAUGAAGAUGUGAAUAAUUUUCAGAGUUCCCACGUGUACAUGCACUCUGACUACAGUGUGUAUCGGGUACGAUCGAGAUAUAAUUCUGACUGGGGAGAGACAGGUACAGAACAGGAUGAUCAGGAUGACAGUGAUGAAAAUAACUGUUAUGAACCUGAUAUGGAAUAUUCUGAAAUUAAUGGAUUGCCAGAUGAAGAUGAAAUCCCAGCCAACAGAAAAAUACAGUUUAGCCGUGCUCCAAUUAAGGUUUUCAAUACAUAUUCCAAUGAAGACUAUGACAGGAGAAAUGAUGAAGUUGACCCAGUGGCUGCAUCAGCUGAAUAUGAACUUGAGAAGCGUGUGGAAAAGCUGGAGCUCUUCCCAGUUGAACUAGAAAAAGAUGAAGAUGGACUUGGCAUAAGCAUUAUUGGAAUGGGAGUCGGAGCAGAUGCAGGCCUUGAAAAACUGGGAAUAUUUGUCAAAACAGUAACAGAAGGUGGGGCAGCCGAAAGAGAUGGCAGGAUCCAAGUGAAUGACCAAAUUGUGGAAGUUGAUGGCAUCAGUCUGGUUGGUGUUACGCAAAAUUUUGCUGCAACUGUUCUUAGAAACACCAAAGGGAAAGUCAGGUUUGUAAUUGGACGAGAAAAACCGGGCCAAGUGAGUGAGGUUGCGCAGCUGAUUAGCCAAACUCUAGAACAAGAACGCCGCCAGAGAGAGCUGCUGGAGCAGCAUUAUGCACAGUAUGAUGCAGAUGAUGAUGAGACAGGGGAAUAUGCUACAGAUGAAGAAGAUGAAGACAUGGGACCUGUCCUUCCAGGAGGUGACAUGGCUAUUGAAGUGUUCGAUCUCCCUGAAAAUGAUGACAUGUUCUCCCCCAGUGAUGUGGACACCAGCAAGCUUGCUCACAAAUUCAAAGAGUUACAAAUCAAACAUGCUGUUACAGAAGCUGAAAUUCAGAAGCUGAAGACGAAGCUGCAGGCUGCUGAGAAUGAGAAGGUGAGGUGGGAAUUGGAGAAGACCCAACUCCAGCAGAACAUUGAGGAGAAUAAGGAAAGAAUGAUGAAAUUAGAGAGUUAUUGGAUUGAGGCACAAACCCUGUGUCAUACGGUGAAUGAGCACCUCAAGGAGACGCAAAGCCAGUAUCAGGCUCUGGAGAAGAAAUAUAACAAGGCAAAGAAAUUAAUCAAGGAUUUUCAGCAAAAAGAACUUGACUUCAUCAAACGCCAGGAAGCUGAACGAAAGAAAAUAGAAGAUUUGGAAAAAGCACACCUUGCAGAGGUUCAAGGCUUACAAGCUCGUAUACGAGACUUGGAAGCAGAAGUUUUCAGGCUAAUGAAGCAAAAUGGGAGCCAGGUUAACAAUAACAACAACAUUUUUGAAAGGCAGACAUCUUUUGGAGAAGUUUCUAGAGGAGAUCCAGUGGAAAAUCUAGAUACUAAACAAGUGUCCUGCCUGGAUGGCUUAAGUCAAGAUUUCAAUGAAGCAGUGCCAGAAACGGAGAGACUGGACUCCAAAGCUCUGAAGACUCGAGCUCAGCUUUCAGUGAAGAACAAGCGGCAAAGGCCUUCUAGAACAAGGCUGUAUGAUAGCAUCAGUUCAACUGAUGGAGAGGACAGCCUUGAACGAAAGCCGUCAAACAGUUACAGUAGUCCCAUGCACAUUUCAAAAUCACCACUGCCCUUAUGCAUGAGAGCAUCCUCACCAGCAUCAGAUUCUGGUGCUUCCUCCCUCUCCCCCGUGGCUAGCAGUGCAGCAAUCUCACUUGACAACCUAACUGAAAACCGAGAAGAAGGACAGCACCACAAAGGAGGUGUCCUUUCCCCGCAUGCUCGGGGAGGCACUCCACUUUCCUCUCCUUCAAAAUCUGGGCACAGCUCUGAAGCAUCUCCUUUGCAUCACCCAGCUGGCAGGAAUAUUUUACAGGAUAAAGAUGGUGCCACAUGUGCUCAGGCAGCAAGAACAACUAGCCCUACUAUAGGGCAUACAGAAAAACUAAAGCGAAAACUUGCAGAUCUUGGGGCUCCCUUGAGAAGGAGUUCAAACAAGGGCAAGAAGCGGAAAGAGAAAGAAGCUAUUAGGGUGACCUAUGGCAGUAGGACUGCCAGAGAGAUGUUGCAGAAAUCAGCAAACACUAAAUCUUUAGCAGAGCGAUCCUCCUCUCUCCCACACUGUGUACCAUUCACGUGGUAUGGAGAGAGUGGCAAGGGAUCCAAUUCUUCUAGCAACCUGCCAUCACCUGCCAGCUCAACUGAACCUUCCUCUGAAAAUAUAAGCCCAGCUAAAAAAGGGUCAAAGAAUUUCACGUUCAACGAUGAUUUCAGUCCCAGCAGCACAAGUUCAGCUGAUCUGAGCGGUUUAGGAGCAGAACCUAAAACCCCAGGUUUCUCGCACUCCUUAGCACUGUCAUCAGAUGAGAUCCUUGACGAUGGACAGUCUCCUAAGCACAGUCAGUGUCAGAGUCGUGCUGUUCAGGAGUGGAGUGUGCAGCAGGUUUCCCACUGGUUAAUGAGCCUGAACCUUGAACAGUAUGUUUCUGAAUUCAGUGCCCAAAACAUUAACGGGGAGCAUCUCCUUCAGCUGGAUGGGAGUAAGCUCAAGGCUCUUGGUAUGACAUCUUCCCAGGACAGAGCAAUCAUUAAAAAAAAGCUAAAGGAAAUGAAAGCAUCCUUGGAGAAAGCUCGCAAAGCUCAAGAGAAAAUGGAAAAGCAAAGGGAAAAGCUUCGGAAGAAGGAACAAGAGCAACUGCAGAGGAAAUCGAAGAAAACAGACAAGUCUUCAUCAGAUGCAACAGAGGGCACUAAUGAGCAGUGAUAAGCAGAAGUGCUGCUGUGUUAGGAAAGUGGAGGCACUUCAAGGGAAGAGAAACUCAUAUCCACUCUGGUGCCCCUUCAGCUUUCUUGUAUUCAUUACACAAGAGUGUGUACAGAGAAAUGGGGCUAUACAUAGAAUGACUAGGGAAAUUUAUAUUGUGUAGUUUUAUUUUCCCGCAUACCCAGUUCACGCUCGUUGUUGUUGCCAUGUGAAACAACCCCAGCCCCUCGGUUUGUUUUGUUGUUGUUGACAGCUAACAGAUUUCAUAUUUGUGUGGCGGUGUUUCCUUCCAAACUACUCUUCUCUAUUGAGCUCUCUGUGUUUGGUCACUUCAGUAACCAGCAUGAUGCCGAGGAGCAUGGUCCACUGCUUCACCUCUUCUGAAUAGGAUGGCCAGUCAAAACGAUUGGUGAACGUUUCUUCAGCUGGGUAAAAGGAGUUGUGCUCUGUCUGAUAAAAGUUGACCUAACUUUCUAACUGGAAGUUCAGCUUCUUUACGGUGUUUGGAUACUCAGUUCCGUCUACUGGAGUAAGUUUCAUCUUGCGCCAGUACCUUGAAGCGACAGUACUCUGGAAACACAGCUGUUCAGUGACUUCUUGUUAUACACUGGAGAUAAAGACAGGAGAGUCAAUAUUCCCCCUGGGCAAAAAAGACAGGAGGUGAAACUCUUUCUGUUAACUGUACAAUAGUUAAUCCAGGAAGGAGGCAAAGCCUUAACUGAUUUUGUGGGUUUACACAGAAAUCUGAGGAUAACAUUUAUCCUUUAGAUAUCUGAGCAAGGAUGAAUUUCUAACUAGAGCACAGCAUAUAGAUCUGUAUAAAUUUCAUUGUGCCCCCAGUGUGUAGGCAACUUUCUUAUAGCACACUCCGCUUUCUUUUUCAUGUGUUUUGAACAGGAAACCAGGCUUAUUUUGUUUUGGUUUGGUUUUUUUCCAAGAAAAACACCACAUCUUCAGAUUCAUUCCCCAGUAAGCAUUGGGAGAAUAACCUUUGUGCUGUGCUGUUAUGAAACUGUUGCUGAAAACGAUUAUCAAACUUGAGUCUGCUGAAGAUUUUCAGUUUUUACAGAAGUGCACUUUAAGAAGAGGAAGACGAGGGAUUCUGGUUAAAAUUAAAUUCAAUACAUUGCUGUUAAGAUCAAUGCUGCCAUGGAGGUGACAGUUACUAAAUCCAAAGCUGCCAUAUAUUAACUGUUUUGAUCGAUACAUUUAAAGAAUAUCCCCACCAAAACCUGAAUUUUUGGGCAUAGGUUGUAGAAUGUUUUGAUGGCUUAGCAAUGGUCGUAUUACAACCUUCAGAGAUUUCUGUUUUCCUGGUAUAUGAGGCCAUCGGUGAAGCCUGCUGUGUAAUUUUGACGAUGACAGAAGCAGUGUAUAGCUCGCACUGCAUGGUGUUACUGCCUCUUAAGAGCGGUAUUAAAAUACUCGGUAUUUCUUCAAAAGAAUGGACAGACAACAGGCAAAUAUCCACCACAAGAAGCUAGAGGUAUUAGCUUACUGCUUUGUAGUCAAAGCUAACUACGUAGCGGCAUUUAUAGUUGAGAAACGUCACUUCCCUUUCAUGCAUCCUGGAAGUCGCAGUCUUCAUCUAGUCAUGCCAACCCAUAAUUUGUUUAAGAUGUUGAUGUGAAGUUGGAAUCUUGAACUUAAAAAUUUG